Messenger RNA from Paraphaeosphaeria sporulosa, 1579 nucleotides. RefSeq lists its product as uncharacterized. The transcript has 5 exons. Bases 260 to 1543 code for a protein of 427 amino acids. The record is from RefSeq and is a predicted model, not a curated record. NCBI's taxonomy places the organism in Eukaryota, Fungi, Ascomycota, Dothideomycetes, Pleosporales, Didymosphaeriaceae.
CAACAUUCAACCUCCAAAUCUCUCUACUUUUCUAGCUCUAACGUGUGCAUCGACGUGGCGUACCACAGGUAUCUAGUAGACGUCUCCGUUGUUCGUACCUCGGCCACAGCGAGUCUACGACAUUACAGGAUCACGCGAUCGAAGAGAUCUUGAGGAUUGCACCCAAAGAUCUAUCGAGACAUUCUCCACUCGUAAGAGAGAUGAAGACAAGGGCUUGAUUCGGGGUCGAACUCAGAUGAAAUUUGGUCACUACCCAAUUAUGUCUCCAUCCAAGUCGCAGGCAAGUCCCACGGCAACUCCAAUAUGGAUGAUGAAGUCUAAAGCUACGCCUGCUCAAGGGUCGUUUGACUCUGCGGGCGCAGGCGUCACCGGAGGCUACACCGGCGAUUCACUAGAUCUGAAAAUAAUCAUUGCAUUUCUCAUUGGACUCGCGCUUUAUAACGCGGUCGAGCUUAUCGUGCUGAUUUUAGUCACCUUCAACAAUUAUCGCGGGCUCUACUUCUGGUCAUUAAUCUUCUCUGCCAUUGGUAUUUUGCCAUACGCAUUAGGGUUCCUUAUAAAGUUCUUUCAACUACUCGAUCCUAACAAGAGUGUCGGCUAUGUGGCUGUGGUGAUGAUUGUGGUGGGAUGGUAUAUGAUGGUGACCGGUCAAUCUGUCGUUCUAUGGUCUCGGCUGCACCUUAUCACUAACUCGCACCGGGUGAUUCGAUACUGUCUCUACAUGAUAUGUAUCGACGUAGUCAUAUUAGGUUUCCCAACCAGUGUGCUCACCUUCGGAUCCAAUUCGAACUCCCUAAGCACUGAAGCCUUAAGUCAUUUCGUCAAAGGGUACAAUGUCAUGGAGAAGAUACAAAUGGUCGGUUUCUUCCUGCAAGAACUGGUACUCUCCCUUAUCUACAUCAAAGAGACGUUGCGCAUCCUCAAGCUAUCGAAAAACACCCAAGGCGACCUCAUGAGCAUUGCAGACGACUCAGAAUUCAUGCACCCCUUCGCACGGAAGAUCAUGUACCAGCUCCUUGCCAUCAAUACGAUCAUAAUCACCAUGGACGUCGCUCUUCUCGCUGUCGAGUUUGCGAACCUCUAUCUCAUAGAGACUACCCUUAAAGGUGUUGUCUACUCUGUAAAGCUCAAGUUGGAAUUCGCCGUCCUCGGCAAACUCGUGCAAAUUGUACGCAGCAAGUCUAACAGCAGUAAGCACCAAGGCUCGGUGGAUGGUCGAACUAUAGCUACCAGCAUGGAACAUCAUUACAUCCAAACGGCGAGGUGUGGAAGUGGCAAUGUAUUUACUAGGGGAACAUGGAGAGGUGACACCAUAGUGCGAAUGCAGUCGUUCCCAGAUUUUGUGGAUCCCGCUCGGGUGAGCUGCGAUCUCACCCACGCACCGACCAGCAUGCCCCCUAACAGGACGCCAGGUGGGCCGAGCGUUUCUGAAAAUGAGGAAGAACUUGGUUGGGAAGUUGGAGGGCAGCACAGAAAGAGACGGUAUAGAGCAGAGCGAACUAGCUGGAUCGAUGAGGAGAUGGACAAGCAUAACAUCGGUUGAUUUACUUGUAACAAACAGCUGGCUCUAUAAUUAAGG